GGCUGGCUGAGGAGCGCCUGGACAGCACAGCUGCUGACGUUCUAUAUCACGCGCCUGGGGCCCAAGUCGCAGCUCCUUUCCAGACGUAUUUCUUCUCAAGUCCUGCAGUGAGCUGAUGGCCCAGUUUCGAGAAGCUUCCCUGUCCUCCCGCUCCGUGGCCCGUUGGAGCUCUGGAGGUGGGGGAGGAGCCUCUCAGGAGCAGGCGGUUGAGAAGGCGGGGAAAAUGGAGGCGGAGGCCCUGGGGGCGGCGAUGGUAUACGCGGUCCAGGAAGCAGAGGAGAUGAAGCUGGAGCCGUGGCAGGAACGCAAUCCUGCGCCCGAGGGUAACUUGACGUGGAGCGGCAUUGGCGGCGACGAGAAGGUGCUCCCUUCAACCCCCCCUUGCUGUCACAGCAGCUCCUCGCCCGUUUGUCCGCGCCGCAAGCCCCGCCCUCGGCCGCAGCCCGGGUCCCGGUCCCGAGGCCGGCAUGGGCUCUUGGCCCCACCCCCGCCUGCAGCCCGGCCUCCACCACCGCCACCACUACCCCCUUCACGCCCCCCCACUUGGCGCAGAUCCCGGCGUAGGUCCAGGCCUGGGUCCAGACCCCAGACCCGGAGAAGCUGCUCUGGUGACCUAGGCGGUUCUGGGGAUCAAGGUGGCUUAAGGGACUGGUUGCUGGAGGUUGAAUUUGAUCACGGUCCCACAGGCUGCUCUCAUGUGGAGAGCUUUAAAGUAGCUAAGAACUGGCAGAAGAAUCUGCGGAUGAUCUACCAGCGUUUUGUUUGGAGUGGAACCCCAGAGACUAGGAAACGUAAGGCAAAAUCGUGCAUUUGUCAUGUAUGUAGUACUCAUAUGAACAGACUCCACUCUUGCCUCUCCUGUGUCUUUUUUGGCUGCUUUACUGAGAAACAUAUUCAUAAACAUGCAGAAACAAAACAGCAUAAUUUAGCUGUAGACCUCUAUCAUGGAGUUAUAUAUUGCUUUAUGUGCAAGGAUUAUGUAUAUGACAAAGAUAUAGAACAGAUUGCCAAAGAAACAAAAGAGAAAAUUUUGAAAUUAUUAACUUCCACCUCAACAGAUGUUUCUUAUCAAAAAUUUAUGACAUCCGGGGUUGGAGAGAAACAGUCAACCUCUGAGUCAAAGGAAGAAGAGCCAAAAUUGGUGAAACCCAAGAAAAAGAGGAGGAAAAAGUCAGUGUAUACUGUAGGCCUGAGAGGGCUAAUCAAUCUUGGAAACACCUGUUUCAUGAAUUGUAUUGUUCAGGCUCUUACCCAUAUUCCUCUACUGAAAGAUUUCUUCCUCUCUGACAAGCACAAAUGUAUAAUGACAAGCCCUAGCUUGUGUUUGGUCUGUGAAAUGUCUUCUCUUUUUCAUGCUAUGUACUCUGGGAGCCGAACUCCUCAUAUUCCUUAUAAAUUACUGCACCUGAUAUGGAUUCAUGCUGAACAUUUAGCAGGGUACAGGCAGCAGGAUGCCCAUGAGUUUCUUAUUGCAAUAUUAGAUGUGCUGCAUAGACACAGCAAAGAUGAUAGUGUUGAGCAGGAGGCCAGUAACCCCAACUGCUGUAAUUGCAUCAUAGACCAAAUUUUUACAGGUGGCUUGCAGUCAGAUGUCACAUGUCAAACUUGCCAUAGUGUCUCCACCACCAUAGACCCAUGCUGGGACAUCAGCCUGGACUUGCCUGGUUCUUGUGCCACAUUUAGUUCCCAAAGCCCAGAGAGAGCUGACAGUACAGUGGGCAGGGAUGACCGCAUACCAGGAAUCCCCUCACUUACAGACUGCCUACAGUGGUUUACAAGGCCAGAGCAUCUAGGAAGCAGUGCCAAAAUCAAGUGCAGUAGUUGCCAAAGUUACCAGGAAUCUACCAAACAGCUCACAAUGAAGAAAUUACCCAUUGUAGCCUGUUUUCAUCUCAAACGGUUUGAACAUGUAGGCAAACAGAGGCGAAAGAUUAAUACUUUUAUCUCUUUUCCCUUGGAGCUGGACAUGACUCCAUUUUUGGCCUCUACUAAAGAGAGCAGAAUGAAAGAAGGCCAGCCAUCAACAGAUUGUGUGCCCAAUGAGAAUAAGUAUUCCUUGUUUGCAGUGAUUAAUCACCAUGGAACUUUGGAAAGUGGCCACUAUACCAGCUUUAUCCGUCAACAAAAGGACCAGUGGUUCAGUUGUGAUGAUGCCAUCAUCACCAAGGCUACCAUUGAGGACCUACUCUACAGUGAAGGGUAUUUACUGUUCUAUCACAAACAGGGUCUAGAGAAAGACUAAUCUUAUCAGACCAGGACAAAGAAAUGAUUAGGUAAGGAUCCUGAAGUGACACACAAAUCUACCUGGAAUGGACAAUAACAAUACCCUUAAAACAACAAGCACCUCUCGAAGUAACACAAAAACCUAUCUGGAAUGGACAGUGACAAUAACACCUAUAUGACAUCUAGCACUUUGAUAUAAAGGAUCUAUUUUACUAGGGACCAUGGGUCUGUAGGAGGAAAAAAUGACUACCAAACAGUGACCAUUCAGCCUUAAGAAAUGGGAGGGAGAAGGGGUUGAAAAUGGUCACAUAAACCAUAAUUAAAUGAAAAGAGUGUUCAAGAUGGGGAAAGGUGGGAAUAGAGGUGUUCUGACACUACUAUAUGCCAUUUAUUUCUACAAAAAUAUUGUGGGAAGUCCUUAAAUAUUCCUUUAUUAGGAAAAAGUUUCACAAUUGGUGUUCCAGCUGUGGGCGAUCAGCCAAAUAGUUUCAAAAAAAAGAAUAUUUUAAAAGAAAGAUUUAAAAGCUUUAAAAUAAAACAUUUAGAGAGAAAAAAACAUUUUUAAAGUUUCAA
Messenger RNA from Sciurus carolinensis (gray squirrel), 2796 nucleotides. RefSeq names its product ubiquitin specific peptidase 51 (gene Usp51). Bases 116 to 2242 code for a protein of 708 amino acids. Gene Ontology annotation, biological process: protein deubiquitination. Gene Ontology annotation, molecular function: zinc ion binding; cysteine-type deubiquitinase activity. The transcript is spliced from 2 exons. Lineage: Eukaryota; Metazoa; Chordata; Mammalia; Rodentia; Sciuridae. The record is from RefSeq and is a predicted model, not a curated record.